This is a messenger RNA of Aplysia californica (California sea hare), 1081 nucleotides long. RefSeq lists its product as uncharacterized. NCBI's taxonomy places the organism in Eukaryota, Metazoa, Mollusca, Gastropoda, Aplysiida, Aplysiidae. Gene Ontology annotation, biological process: neuropeptide signaling pathway. The record is from RefSeq and is a predicted model, not a curated record.
GACAGCCAGAUCGACAGAAACGACACAGGAACGAGCCAACUCUCGUCAAAUACGCAGUACAGACGCCAACAAACGAUUCAUGAGGUUCGGCCGCUCCGCCACUUCCGCUUUUGUGACCCAGCAGGAGGCUGAGGUCAAGGACGCAUUGAGGAAAAGGUCAGUCGAGAACUUGGACAACGAGGUCAAACGAGCGAUGUGGAGCAACAACCCUCAGAUGACGCGUUUGUCCAAAAGAGGUCACCCAGAGUUCAUGCGAUUUGGGCGGAGUCAAGGAGACGAGACAGAGGACGACGAAAUUGGCGGAGAUGACGUCAUCAGUUUGGGGGAAGGUCUAGCACAGAGGGUGCGCCGGGUGUACGAAGACAGGAGUUCACUGCCACGAUUUGGGAAGAGGCAGGAGGUGGAGGAGGAAGAGGAGGAGGACGUUGGGAAGGAGAAGAGGCAGAAGUACAUGCGUUUUGGAAGACGGAGUGAUCCAGAGCAGCAGGCGUCAGCGGAAGUGGGCGGGGCGGAAGUCCCAGACAGUGUGCUCUCUGCCAUGUAGUCACGUGCUCGCUGGGAGGAAAGGAUGCACGCACAACACGCUCUUUGGACGUAUUAUUGCAGCCCGCAGCACAACAUUUUUAUUGUAAUAUUCCAAUGUCUGAGAUAUUAUGCAGCGGUCUUGACACUUAAAGUUCAUUUUUUUUGGUCCAACACAAUACUGUUUAUGCUAGCAGACAAAUACCUGUAAGCUGAUUUGUUUAAUUCCAAUAGAAAAAAAAAUGAAUGGCUGAAAGAAGAAUACGAAAAUGUCCCUUGAAAGGUCUCGCAUUGUUCUGAUAAACAACCAAUUGUGAAUGAUGACGUAACAAACAGAAACACAACUUUCAGAUGAAUAAGGCCUAUUCCAUAAUAAUACAUACGUACAUUUAAUUUUAUAACCUUUCCAAUCAUAAUAUGCGAUAAGAGGAAAACGGUAAUUAUAGAAGAGUUUGUACCGUAGAGCAAACGAAAAGGCAAUGUAUAUUUUAGGUUAGAUAUUUUUUAAAUAGAUACCUGAUGAGAGAGAGAAAGAGAGAGACAGAGAGAGAGAGAGAGA